Penicillium cinerascens is the source of this 573-nucleotide messenger RNA. Its product is annotated as peptide alpha-N-acetyltransferase complex B subunit NAT3. The record is from RefSeq and is a predicted model, not a curated record. Lineage: Eukaryota; Fungi; Ascomycota; Eurotiomycetes; Eurotiales; Aspergillaceae. Gene Ontology annotation, biological process: N-terminal peptidyl-methionine acetylation. Gene Ontology annotation, cellular component: NatB complex. The transcript has 3 exons. The coding region runs from base 1 to 573 and encodes 190 amino acids. Gene Ontology annotation, molecular function: protein-N-terminal amino-acid acetyltransferase activity.
AUGAGUUCAAUCACUCGCAUGUCCCCGCUGGACCUGCUUAAGCUCAAUGCGACCAACCUCGAUCCGCUUACUGAGAACUACGACCUCGGCUUCUAUCUCAACUACCUCACCAAGUGGCCGUCGCUCUUCAGCACGGUGAAGGACCGCGAUGCCGGCGUGGUGGGCUACAUCAUGGGCAAGCUCGAAGAGCAGCAUCCCUCCAUGCGUCAGUCCGAGCACUACACCCCGUGGCACGGGCAUAUCACGGUGUUGACCGUUGCCCCCGCCUGGCGCCGACUUGGCUAUGCCAGCCAGCUGACUGAGGAGCUGGAGCAUGGGUCUGAUAUCAACGACGCGUGGUUUGUUGACCUGUAUGUCCGAUCUGGGAAUAAGGUUGCCGUAGAUAUGUACAAGGGAAUGGGAUAUUCAGUCUUCAGGCGAGUGGUUAAUUACUACAGCGACGACCCAACGGGAAUGUCAGAUUCCGGUGAAGAUGCAUUCGACAUGCGCAAACCGUGUAGCCGGGACACGAAGCUUGAACACAUUCGAGAUAAGGGCGAAGACUUCCUUGUGAGCCCUGAGGAUGUUUCCUAG